Leishmania braziliensis MHOM/BR/75/M2904 is the source of this 1221-nucleotide messenger RNA. RefSeq lists its product as hypothetical. NCBI's taxonomy places the organism in Eukaryota, Euglenozoa, Kinetoplastea, Trypanosomatida, Trypanosomatidae. The record is from RefSeq and is a predicted model, not a curated record. The transcript has a single exon. Gene Ontology annotation, molecular function: ATP hydrolysis activity; ATP binding. Bases 1 to 1221 code for a protein of 406 amino acids.
AUGCUCCAAGCUCUCAUGCGGCGCAAGUUUGUCGUCUCUCUGGAGGUGUCGAACCGUGACAACGCCUAUGAUUGGAUGUUGCGCUGGCUGUCCCACCAAAAAACGUUUAAGGUGCAACAGAUGUCAGUGCUGACUCGGACGCCAUCCAUGGAGUACUCGUCCAGCGACCGCACGCGGGCGGAGUGCCUCUUCAGCCCGUGUCCGAAUCAGCGGCACUUCUUCUUCUACGAGGGUCGCCCGCUGACACUGACGCGGCGACGCCGCGACAACAUCAGCCCGGGCUACAGCGAUGACAUUUUCGAAACACUGGAGUUCACCACCAUCGGCACGAGUGCCACAGUGCUGCAGAACAUCGUAAAGGAGGCCCAGCAGUUUGCAGAGCAAGAGGACAGCGAUCACACUGUAGUGUACAUGAAUGGUGGUAGCAGCUGGACUCGCCAAUCCCGACCGCGUUCGCGGCGCGCCAUUCAGUCCGUUGUGCUGCCAAAUGGCAUUUCUGAGUUUGUUCUAAGCGAUGUCAAGAAGUUUCUCAGUUCGAGCUCCUUUUACAAGCAGUUGGGUGUACCCUACCGCCGCGGGUAUCUUCUGCACGGGCCUCCAGGGUGCGGCAAGACGAGCUUUGUCAUGGCGCUAGCCGGUGAACUGCGCCUCUCCAUCUCUCUCCUUAACUUGUCGAAUCGCAACCUCAACGACGAGUCGCUGACGUCCUUGCUGAACGAGGCGCGCGUAGACACGAUUGUGCUGCUGGAGGACAUCGACCGCGCCUUCAGCAAUGAGUGCAACGUUACCAUGAGCGGCCUCCUUAACGCACUCGACGGCGUCGGUGCCCAGGAGGGCCGCUUAGUCUUCAUGACGACGAACCACGUGGACCUGCUGGACGCGGCGCUGAUUCGGCCAGGCCGAGCAGAUGUCAAGAUUGAAGUCGGCCUGCUGGAUGUGGAUCAGUCGCAGCGCAUGUACCGGAAGUUCUUCCCAAAGGCAACGGAGGAUAUGGUGGAGGCUUUUGGACGCAAUUUUCCACCACAUGUGAUUAGCGCUGCCCAGCUACAGUCACAUCUCUUUUUCCACAGAGACGACGCUGUCGCUGCGACUGUGGCGCUUCCCACAUUCAUUGCGAGCAGUCGCGCCUUCGACGCAAGCAUAGAGCAAAUGCGAAGCAAGAAAACGAGGCUUCAGAGGUCUCUACCGCGUGCGCCACUGCUUGACUUCGAUACCACGUAG